AUGAAGAGGUUCUUCUCGCGCAAGAAAUUACGCAAAUCCAAGUCGGACUUCACCAGUGACAAGACCGCAGAGAAGCAAGAGAUCGAUGAUGGCUCGCAGCAUCAGCAAAACGGAGCGGUGCCGACGUCGGAUGCGAUUCCGAUACCGCAAUCAAAGUCAUCGAAUAUUGUGCAACACAUUUCCAAUUCCUAUGGGGACGACUAUGAAGCAGUCUGUUCAUCGAUAGGCGAUGAAUCGCGCAAAAAUUUUGAUGCGCAGUUAGACAAACACAUGAUGCAGACAAUCACCGAUGUUAAAUAUAUGAUUAAAAAGAGCAAGUACACUGCAUUGGGCGAGGUGAAUUUCCAAAGAUCGUGUCUCGAUGCGCACAAUGAAUGCAGACAGCGUUACGGUAACGAUAGUUUAUGCUGGUCAACAGAGCUCGCUGAAAUGGCUCACGCAUGGGCAGUGAAACUCGCCGAUCGCGGUAGGAUGCUGUACCCGGAAUUACCCGGAAUCGGUGAAAACAUAUUGAUGAAAGAAGCAAAUCACGCGUCGCAUCUUCCCACUGGACCCGAGGUCAUUGAAGAGUGGGAGAAGGAGGCACAAUAUUUUGAUUUCGAUAAACCGCGAUGGAAUUCAAAAUGCCAGCGAUUCUCGCAAGUUGUGUGGAAAGACACCACUGAAUUAGGAGCGGCUCGAUAUUGGAACACAACGAACAACUGCGUCGCUGUAGUAUGCUUCUAUCGUCCAGCCGGAAACUCGAAUGCUCCUGGAGAGUUCGCGUCAAAUGUGCCGUCUCGCGAAUGCUCAAUGUCGCCGAUACGCAGCCAGUUCAAACGUCACGUCACGAUUUCAACUCCGGAGAAAACCGUCAACUAG
Caenorhabditis bovis is the source of this 861-nucleotide messenger RNA. The record is from the annotation of a GenBank genome assembly. NCBI's taxonomy places the organism in Eukaryota, Metazoa, Nematoda, Chromadorea, Rhabditida, Rhabditidae.